UUCCCCAUAAUAAUAAUAAUUUUCUUUUUCGCAGCAUGAGUCAGAAGACGGAGCGUCGCGGCAUCCACGUGGACCAAUCGGAGCUGCUAUGCAAGAAGGGAUGCGGUUACUACGGCAACACCGCCUGGCAAGGCCUGUGCUCCAAGUGCUGGAGGGAGGAGUACCAACGGGUGCGCCAGAAGCAGAUCCAGGAUGACUGGGCCUUGGCCGAAAAGUUGCAGCGAGAGGAGGAAGCGGCCGCCUUCGCCAGCAGUCAUGGCGCUCCAGCCCAGGCCCAGUCCACGCCGCCUCCGCCUUCGUCCCAGUCCUCGCUGGGACCCUUUUCCAAGUUUGAGGAGAAGAAAACCAACGAGAAGACGCGCAAGGUCACGACCGUCAAGAAGUUCUUCAGCCCUUCGUCGCGCACCUCUUCCAAGAAAGACUCGCCGGAGGUGAAGACGAGCAGCCCGUCCGCGAGUCGCCACGCCAGCUUCGACUCAGACCAGGCGUCCAAGGACUUUGCGGACUUCCUGAAGAGCAUGCAGCGGCCCGGCCGAGAGAUCCACAAGCAGUGUCGCAGCUUCCUGCUCGGCAUGUCCGGCAAGAAGGACCUGAACGCAGAAGAAGUGUCGGAGUGCGUUCAGGACUUCUAUCAGGGUUUGGCCGACCGCUUGACGAGUCACUUUAAAGGUUCGUCCGAGUCGGUGGAGCAGGUGAUGGACCAGGUGGAAAAGUACAUCAUGUCCCGUCUGUACAAAAGCGUCUUCUGCCCGGAAAGCACCGACGACGAGAAGAAGGACUUGUCCAUGCAGAACCGCAUCAGAGCCCUCCACUGGGUCAACAUCCAGAUGCUUUGCGUGCCCGUGGACGAGGAGAUCCCCGAAGUCUCCGAGAGCGUGGUCCAAGCCAUCACGGACAUCAUCGAGAUGGAUUCGAAGAAGGUUCCCCGCGACAAGCUGGCGUGCGUGACGCGCUGCAGCAAGCACAUCUUCGCCGCCAUCGGCGGCACCAAGCGCGAGCCGGCGUCGGCCGACGACUUCCUGCCGGCGCUCAUCUACGUCGUGCUCAAGGCCAACCCGCCCAGACUGCAGUCCAACAUCCAGUACAUCACGCGCUUCUGCAACCCCAGCAGGCUGAUGACCGGCGAGGACGGCUACUACUUCACCAACCUGUGCUGCGCGGCGGCCUUCAUCGAGAAGCUGGACGCCCAAUCCCUCAACCUCACCCCGGAGGAGUUCCAGUCCUACAUGUCGGGCCAGGCCUCGCCGCAGUUGGACCGGAGCCGCCUCGCCGCCGACUCGGAUCCGGCGGCCACCGACCCGGCGCUGGCCCGGCUCCGGCGCAACCUGGACCUCCUGUCGGAUCUGGACGCCCGCCAAGAGGCGCUGAUGGAGGCGGCCCGCAAGCUGCACGCCGAGCUGCCGGCGUGGUCCGAGAGCGUGCGGCGGGAGGUGCGGGACGCCCUCCAGAAACAGCCGCUGACACCGAGUCGGCCCGCCGUCACGGACGAUGCCCACUGCCCCCCCCAAAGAUCUGGCGGCCCAAGUUUUGGCUGACUAAUGCGCUACAAACUUGACACAAGUCCACGCAUUCCAUGUAUUUAUCUUUGUAAGCUUUUGUGAUGAACUCCACUCCAUGUUCCGUAGCCUCACUCCAAACUAUACAAAACUUGAACGUGGCAUCGAGUCAACGCUGCUAUUUCUUUUUUUUUUUAAAUAAACAGAUGACAUUUUGGACUUUUAUU
Messenger RNA from Hippocampus zosterae (dwarf seahorse), 1723 nucleotides. Its product is annotated as rab5 GDP/GTP exchange factor-like. Lineage: Eukaryota; Metazoa; Chordata; Actinopteri; Syngnathiformes; Syngnathidae. The coding region runs from base 36 to 1535 and encodes 499 amino acids. The record is from RefSeq and is a predicted model, not a curated record. The transcript has 8 exons. Gene Ontology annotation, cellular component: endocytic vesicle; cytosol. Gene Ontology annotation, molecular function: guanyl-nucleotide exchange factor activity; DNA binding; zinc ion binding. Gene Ontology annotation, biological process: vesicle-mediated transport.